Molecule: messenger RNA, 507 nt
Organism: Rhagoletis pomonella (apple maggot)
Lineage: Eukaryota; Metazoa; Arthropoda; Insecta; Diptera; Tephritidae
Product: putative nuclease HARBI1
Exons: 3
Coding region: 1-501 (166 amino acids)
Source: RefSeq, a predicted model, not a curated record
AUGAAUACAGCUAGCAAUCCUGACAUAAAUAUCCGUUUUGUGGAUGCUAGAUAUGCUGGUUCUACACAUGAUGCUCUCGUGUGGAACAAUAUUUCAUUAACGACUUAUUUGGAGAAUAUUUUUUUAGGAGACUCCGGAUACCCGCUUAGUCCUUAUUUACUAACACCCUUCCGCCAUGCAGAGUCUGGAACUAGGGAGGCAAUUUUUAACAAGAUACACGCGAAAGCUAGAAACGUUGUUGAACGUACGAUUGGAUUUUUAAAGUGCCGCUUUCGAUGUCUCCUGAGUGAUCGAAAAAUGCAUUACGAUCCUGCUAAAGCAACAUCCAUUAUAAAUAUUUGUUGCGCUUUCCACAAUAUUUGUAAGAAAUUUAGAAUCAGUGAUCCAGAUGAAGCUGAAAUUUUUAUUGACACCGUUGAAUCAUCAGAGCCAAUCAGUGAAGAUGCCAAAAAUACAUCAGGAGAGCGCCGCAGAAGGCAAAUAGCUGAUGCUUUGUUGUAAAAUUAA